UCAGUCAACGAUAAGUAGCAGUAGCAGCACAUGAGCAUUCUCCUUCCUGAGACCCAACGCCACCCCGCUUUCAAAUUCUCUCAUCCGUCGGAAAAUACCGAAAUCCCGUCGGCCGGAGGGCCCCCACUAUCAUCACUAUGGAUUCCUCUCCGCUGAAUCGGCUACCUCAAGACACCUUUCAUCAGAUCUUCACCCACCUACCGCUUCGCGAUAUCUUCAUUUCCAGAUGUGUCUGCAAAGCCUUCAACGCAUCUCUGUCUUCUCCGCCUUUCCUCCACCUAAUCGCCGCCCACCAGCCGCCUCUCUCCCUCCUCGCACUCCGCCCCUCCCACCGCCACUCUCACGGCGGCGCCGGCGGCGGAUCUUCCUCCCCUUCCCUCCACGUUUUCGACACAUCCCUCAACCACUGGUUCCGCUUCCCUCUCUCCUUCCUCCCCUUCCGCUCUCACUACCCAAUUACUUCCUCCCACGGCCUCCUCUACCUCUGGGCCGAAAACCCUACCCAGAACCCACCCCACAACCACAAUACCAAGACUCUCGUCGUCUGUAACCCUCUCCUCCGCGAUUACAAGGUCCUGCCUCAGCUUGGCUCCGCUUGGUGCCGCCACGGCUCCGUCCUCGUCGGCUCGCCCAAUCAAGUCCUUGUGCUCACUGAGCUCGCCGCCAUCUAUUUCAGUUCCGCAUCCGCUCCCAACAACUGGCAGAAAUUUUCCUCCAACUUGCCGUCCAAGCCGCGGAGCCCAGUCUUGAUCUCCGACACCAUUCUUGCUCUCUGCGAUGUGGGAUCUCCGUGGCGAUCUCAGUGGAAGCUGUUCAAGUCAACAAUUAAGGAUUUGCAGUUGACCCAGCAAUGGACUCGCCUAGAGAAGCAUGAAUGGGGGGAUAUUUUCGACAUCCUGAAACGACCUCGUUUGUUAGUGGGCGACAAGAAUAAGGUGUUAAUGAUUGGGGGAUUGAAGAUUUCUUACUCAUUGCACAGCUCUUGUUCCACCAUUUUGAUUCUGAGGUUGGAUUUGGAGAGCUUGGAAUGGGAAGAGGCCGGGCGAAUGCCGCCUGAAAUGUUUAAGCAUUUCCAGGAUUCUACAAAGUUCAAGGUAUUUGGUGGAGGAAGCAGAGUUUGUUUCUCAGGGAAGAGAGUGGGAAGAUUAGCUCUUUGGGAGGAACGUGAGAAUGGAGAAGCAGAUUGGCGGUGGAUCACUGGAGUUCCAGGCAAUGGUGAUGGACUUUAUAGAGGCUUCAUGUUCCAAGCUCGGCUUACCGCUUUGCCAUAGAGCAGGAGGUGGAAACACCCACCAUUUGCUUGCUUAAAUGGUAAUUUUUUUCAAAAAAUUUUCUGUUUUAACUAGUAAUCAUAUAUUGGUUUUGGUGUGAUAACAAUGAUGAAAGAUGAAAACUUUAUUAUAUCACUGUAAUGGGGCAGAGGCCUUCUUGGUCCUUCUGAAGCAGAUUUUAGAUAAGGCUAAAUGUUGUUGUAUUAUUAUGUCUUUGUUUUUUGAAUCCAUUCCAAAUGACAAUUGAGAAUUUUACAUACUUUAAUUAUGUUAUUUUUACAACUGUAAACACAUGUAAUCUGCUUUAUAUACAUUUAAUUUGCUCUCUUU
Messenger RNA from Ipomoea nil (Japanese morning glory), 1601 nucleotides. RefSeq names its product SKP1-interacting partner 15. Bases 138 to 1271 code for a protein of 377 amino acids. Gene Ontology annotation, molecular function: protein binding. NCBI's taxonomy places the organism in Eukaryota, Viridiplantae, Streptophyta, Magnoliopsida, Solanales, Convolvulaceae. The record is from RefSeq and is a predicted model, not a curated record. The transcript has a single exon.